Molecule: messenger RNA, 1241 nt
Organism: Cutaneotrichosporon oleaginosum
Lineage: Eukaryota; Fungi; Basidiomycota; Tremellomycetes; Trichosporonales; Trichosporonaceae
Source: RefSeq, a predicted model, not a curated record
AUGCUCCGCCGCCGCCCACGCCGCUCACGCCCCCCACGCAUAAACGACCAGCACCACCCGGCCAUAAUCGACCGGAUCAUCAGCCACGUGCCGCCAGCCACCCUGCUGGUCAUGCGCGCCUGCUCGCGCCGCCUGCGCGCCCGCGCCGACGCCAUCCUCUUUGCGCACGUCGAAGUCAUGGUCACCGAGCCCGGGGACCCGCGCGACGUCGUCGUCGUGCCAAAAGGCACGAACAUGCGCUUCGAGUGGCUCAAAUUCGACGAUGCAGACGGCGUCGAGACCAACACCAUCCUCCCCACCGACCCGCGGCGCACAAAGACCCGUAAGCGCCUGCGCGCAUACAUUGUCGCCAUGCUGCAGCGCACGCGCGUGCUCGACGUCCCGGGUUACAUGAUCCCGGAGCUUGUGUUGAUUCUCCACAUGGGCCAUUCCGCGAUAGAAACCGACGACAGUUCGGGGAGCUCGAGCAGUACCGACACCGUUAUCAUGGGGGACAAUCCCCUCGCGGUGCGCAGGCCGGACAGCGAGGACGAGUCGUCGUCCUCCUCCUCAGACGGGUCCGAGUCCUCGACGCGCACGACGAUCAUGCUCACUUUCGCGGACAUGUGCGCGAUCAAAGCCGCCAUCACCGCCCUCCCCCGCUACACGCUGCGGUGCUACCACCCCUGCCACCCUCGCAAGCCGCCCCACUUCGCCCUCGACAUCGUCAACGACCGCGAGACCCGUCCCCGCGUGGUCUUCACCCUCGACGCCUGCACCGGCCCGGGUGUGAUCGUCGCCCCGCAGACCAUCAUCCACAUCCACGAGCGCGUCGAUGUUUUCAGGCUCGCGGACGCCCUUGCCAGCCUCGUAGCCGUCAACGAGCGCUGGCUCGACCCGCCCGAGUUCCAGAUCACCGUUGUCGGCGGCACGCGCCGCAGCAGCCGCUCGCUCGCGGACCGUUCUGUCCUUUUCCACGCCGCACUUCAUCAUGAGUUGUGCGAGACGACGCCGGAGUCGGCGACGAUCGUGCAGCGUGUGCGCGCGCACACGCGCUUCCUCUCGAAGAAUGCUUAUGCGGCCGAGGUUGGCGCUGCGCGCUUCGCUUUGGAGACGCAGCAAAAUCCCUACGCUGCCUGAGUCGUCGUGCAGCUCAGAGCGCGGUGCUGCCGGAAGGUUUUAACUGAAGUUUAAUUUACUUCUUUCUGUGAUAUACCGGACGUUCUUGACCGAUGUUGUAGAGUCCCAAUGGUGAUAACGUG